UCCACCAUUACCCACCGUGCCUUGAUUAAUCAGCUGAGAUCGCUCGAGGAGAUAGCUAGCUUCAUGACUAUGGCAGCAGCACAAGGCAAGCUGAGUCCGGAGGCCAUGGACAACGAAGUCAUCAGCAACGGCAGCGCCAAGGACUACCUGGACCCUCCUCCGGCGCCGCUGGUCGACGCAGGCGAGCUGGGCAAGUGGUCUUUGUACCGUGCCGUCAUCGCCGAGUUCACAGCUACACUGCUCUUCGUUUACGUCGCCUUGGCCACCGUAGUCGGCCACAAGCGCCAGACCGACGCCCAGGCGUGCAGCGGCGCCGGCGUGUUGGGCAUCGCGUGGGCCUUCGGCGGCACGAUCGCCGUCCUUGUCUACUGCACCGCCGGCAUCUCCGGCGGCCACAUCAACCCCGCGGUGACGUUCGGGCUGCUUCUGGCGCGCAAGGUCUCCCUUCCCCGAGCCUUCCUGUACAUGGUGGCGCAGUGCGUGGGCGCCAUCUGCGGCGCGGCGUUGGUGAGGGCCGUGCACGGCGGCCACCACUACGCGCUCUACGGGGGCGGCGCCAACGAGCUGGCGCCGGGAUACUCCAGGACGGCGGGGCUCAUCGCGGAGAUUGCCGGCACCUUCGUGCUCGUGUACACCGUGUUCUCGGCGACCGACCCGAAGCGCAUCGCCCGGGACCCGCACGUCCCGGUGCUGGCGCCGCUGCUCAUCGGGUUCGCCGUGCUCAUGGCGCACCUCGCCACCAUCCCCGUCACCGGCACCGGUAUCAACCCGGCGAGGAGCUUUGGCGCCGCCGUGGUGUACAACGACAAGAAAGCUUGGGACGACCAGUGGAUGUUCUGGGUUGGCCCGUUCAUCGGCGCCGCCGUGGCCAUGGUGUACCACCAGUACAUCCUCAGGAACAGCUCCAUCUUCCGGUCCAACUACGAUGGCGCAGUCUAGCUACUUCCAUCCAUCCAUCCAUUGAUGCGUUCCGUAUCUACUAGUAGAUGAGUUGAGAUCCACAUUAUGGAUGGAUCCACCGUGUGGCUGUUAAAAUCGCUGGUCAAUUAGUAUGUUGUUGUGUUACUGAACGUAUGUAUGCAUUGUAUUGUAUGUUAGUGUUGGGCUUAAGUGUUAGCUAGUUACUGCAAGAGAUAACACACCCCAUGCAUGUCAUGACUAUCUAGUGAGAGAAACCAAAAUACUACUUCCCAUGAUUUUUGUACUUGUCUU
Messenger RNA from Triticum aestivum (bread wheat), 1212 nucleotides. RefSeq names its product aquaporin PIP2-5-like. The record is from RefSeq and is a predicted model, not a curated record. Lineage: Eukaryota; Viridiplantae; Streptophyta; Magnoliopsida; Poales; Poaceae. Gene Ontology annotation, molecular function: channel activity. Gene Ontology annotation, cellular component: membrane. The coding region runs from base 64 to 939 and encodes 291 amino acids. Gene Ontology annotation, biological process: transmembrane transport. The transcript has a single exon.